Rotaria sordida is the source of this 2169-nucleotide messenger RNA. The record is from the annotation of a GenBank genome assembly. Lineage: Eukaryota; Metazoa; Rotifera; Eurotatoria; Philodinida; Philodinidae.
AUGUUAUUUUAUGUGUUUUUUAUUCUUCUUUCUUCUUUGAAUUGUUUAACAAUUGAUGAUAAUAAUAAUAAUAAACAAUGUUUAAUUCGUGAUUCUUGUUCAAAUUCAACAUUAAAAUCUCCAUCUAUUUAUAAUGAUGAAAUUUUUAUUCAACAUCGAAAUUGUUUUUGUGAUUCUAUUUGUGAAGAAUAUAAUGAUUGUUGUUAUCCAUCAAAAUUAUCUAAUAGAAAUAAUUAUGAAUGUAUUGAUUUUCUUUCACCAGCAUUUCGUAAAAAAGUUUCUCAAUUUUAUCCAUUAUUUAUAUGGAUGCGUACUAAAUGUUUAUCAAUUUAUAAUGGAUCACUUUCUGAUAUUAAAUGUCAAAAUUUAAAUAAUCAAACAUUUCAAGAUAAUCCAUUAUUAUUUAUUCCAGUUACAAAUACACAAACAAAUAUAACUUAUAGAAAUUAUUAUUGUGCAUAUUGUAAUAAUGAGAAAAAAUCAAAUAUACAAUUUUGGGAAUAUAAAGCAAAUUGUCAUGCUAAUGGAAGUCAUUCUGAUUAUAUGACUUUAGAUAAAGAAGAACAAGUUAAUUAUUAUAUUCAUAAUUUAACACGACAUUGUACAAAAACAAUUAAUUAUCCACGUAUUAAAGGUACUAAUCGACCUUCAGUUUUUAUUCGACCUUGUAAAAAUUCACUUCCAUCAAUAUGUCUUUUGGGAACAUCAACUGAUUUAGCUCGAAAUUGUUCACUAUCGAGUACUGCUUAUCGUUAUGAUAUUAUUUCAAAUAUUAUUUAUCGUAAUCCUUAUUGUGCAGAAUGUAAUAAUAUAAAUAAUAAUAAUAAUAAUAAUAAUAAUAAUAUUACAUGUACGGAUCCAGAUUUACGUUCAAGUAUAUCUCCAAUGAAUCAAGUUCGUGUUCCUUCAUUAUCAAUAUUAUUUGAUCCAAAUCUUCUUGAACGUUAUUUAAAUUAUGAUUUUGAUAAUAAUUCAACAAUUCAAAUGAUCUAUUCAUUAAGUUAUAAUUGUUUAAAACCGAAUGAACGUUAUAAUUUACUUUUAAAAAAAUGUUCUCAAAUAAUAAAUUCAACGAAACCAAUAAUUAUUUCAAUGAAAUGUUCAUAUCCAAUACAAAUAUCAGAAGAUUAUAGUCAAUAUAGUAAUGGAAGUUUAUAUAUUAAUGAUCAAUCAAUUCUUUUAAAUAAAAAUCAAUAUAUAUUUAUUAGUAAUUAUCAAAUUGUUUUUUGUCCUGAUCAACAGAAACAAAAUCGACCAAUAUUUUCAUCUUAUCGUAAUAUCUUAACAAUUAUUUGUACAUCAAUAUCACUUGUUUGUCUUGUUAUUUUUACAAUAGCAUUUUGUUUAAUUCCAUCAUUACAUAAUCUUCCUGGUAAAUGUCUUUUAUUUCUUUCGAUUUCAAUAUUUAUUGGACAAUUAUUAUUUAUUUCAACAUCUGAUCUUAUACAAUAUUCUUCAUUUUGUCUUAUAUCAGCUAUUUUAAUUCAUUAUUUUUAUUUAUCAUCAUUUUUUUGGUUAUUAAUUAUAGCUGUACAUAUACAUUCAACAUUUAAUUGUCAAAUUGUUCAACGUAAAAAAAUAAACAAAGAUAAAUAUUAUUUAUUAAUUUAUAAUAUUCUUGUUUGGUGUUUAACUGGUAUUAUUAUUCUUAUUGCAUGUCUUAUACAAUUUAUAAAACCUGAAUCAAAAUUUUCACCUAAUUAUGGAUAUUUAUUUUGUUCAAUAUCAAAAUCAAAUGCAAUGAUUUUAUUUUUUCUUCUACCAAUUGGUUGUUUACUAUUGAUUAUUGCAAUUUUAUUUAUUAAAACUAUUUUAGCGAUACAUCAUUCACAUAGAAUAGCACAAAUAGCAAUGGCAUCAUCAUCAUCAUCAUUAUCGAAUCAUAAUAAUAAUAAUCAUAUAUUUAUUUAUAUUCGUUUAGCAUCAUUAAUGGGUUUACAAUGGACUUUAUUGAUUAUUGCACUUAUUAUUCAACAAACUUGGUCAUGGAUUAUAUUUGAAAUAAUUAAUUCUCUUCCAGGAGUAUUUAUUUGUUUUGGUUUUUUAUUUUCACAAAGACUUUGGAAUAAUAUUAAACAAAGAAUAAUGACAAAAUUAAUAAGUAGACGACAAUCAUCAAGAAGUAAUACAACAUCAAUAACAUUAAUACAAUUACCAUUACAACGAUAA